Messenger RNA from Lactuca sativa (garden lettuce), 2156 nucleotides. RefSeq names its product replication protein A 70 kDa DNA-binding subunit D. The record is from RefSeq and is a predicted model, not a curated record. NCBI's taxonomy places the organism in Eukaryota, Viridiplantae, Streptophyta, Magnoliopsida, Asterales, Asteraceae.
AGUAAGCUUAUUAUAUAUUACAUAUACUAUUACUAAAUUUUUAGGGGAUAAAGUAAAUACAAGUUGUAAAAUUUAUUGUCAUUUCAUUGACUUUUCAAAUUAUUUUUACAGAUAUGGCUACUUCAAAGAUUACAUUCAUAAAAGACAUUGACCCAGUCAAUUCGGAUUUCACUAUCAAAGUCAAAGUAUUGAAGUUAUGGACGCUCAAUUCUAAAUUUAAUGAGAACGAAAAGUACUCCAUCGAAAUGAUUUUAUUGGAUGAACAGGGAUCUCUAAUUCAAGCUAAUGUUUUCCAAAACUUAUUUUAUAAGUUUGAAAAAAGUCUUCGUGAGGGAUCCGUUUAUGAAUUUACCACUCUAUCUGUUGCAAAACACAAUCCACAUCCCAAAUCUACCAUCUUUUCUGAUCUUCCAAAUAAAAUAACCUUCAUAAGGGAAACAGAACUUAAGGAAAGUCUUAAUUUUCCGAAAAAUGUUUUUGGAUUAUCUUUUGUUGAUUUUCAGAAAAUUAAUUCCAAGGUUAUCCCAACCCAAAGAUCUGUUGAUGUUAUUGGCGUGGUUGUCUCCCGUACUACUAUUAUCCCCUCUCAGAAAAAAGACAAGCAAAGAAUCCAUCUUGAGCUCAAAAACUUGGAUGGUGUACUACUUAAGGUCACUUUGUGGGGUCAUUUUGCCAACAAAGUUUCUGAUUAUCUUGACACUCAUAACACUGAUGAUUGUGUUGUUAUAAUUGUGCAGUUUGCAAAAAUAAAUGAUUACAGAGGUAAUAUCGGUGUUGCGAGUUACUAUGAUGUCACAACUGUCUUCAUCAACACUGAUAUUGAUGAAAUCAAACAGUUUAGAGAAAAGUUGGCUAAGGAUAAUGAAUCUUCACAAUUAUCCGGUACCAUCAGCUUGAUUCGGACAAAACAUGUUUCACUCAAUGAUGAUUUCCUAAAAAAUAAUGAGGUUAAGACAAUUUACAAAAGUAAAGAACCUGUCCAGGUUGAAGAGUUCAUAAUUGUUGGUACUAUAAUAGGAAUCCGCCAAGACAAACCUUGGUGUUACCAAAGUUGUCCCGAUUGUCAUGUAAAGGCAGUUGAAAUUCCGGAUUGCAAUGAAGAUGUGAAACUUUACAAGUGUACAAAUGUUGAAUGCAACAAGUCUACUAAAGUUCCUAUCCCAAGAUACAUGAUUCCAGUUUGUGUUCAAGACGAUUCUGCUUCUACAAUCUUAACUAUGUUUGAUCGGGAAGCAUAUGGGCUCUUGGGAAUUUCAGCCAGAGAUUUAGCAGAAAAACAUACUAGGCUUGGAUUCAGUUUGGGCAUAUAUCCUCCUGAACUCAAUUUUUUGAAAAACAAGCAUUUAGCUUUUAAAGUUAGUGUCACAAAAUACAAUGUGAAAUUUCAAAAUAGUGUCUACACAAUCUCAAGGGUAACGGAGGAAAAGCAAAUAAUCGAGAGUUUGGAGAGAAAGCUACUUCAGUUGCAGCCUGCAACUUUAGAGUCUUUAAACGAUGGACCAUCCGACUCCAAUUCCCAGGAAAAAAAUACUUACCAAGGAUUGGGUUUCACAUUCGGAUGAAAAUGUUACACCGUCUACCGGAAAUAUUUUGACACCAACAAGUUUUGAAAAUGUAAAAAGUACUUCGAUGAAUUUAACACGCAAGUUUGAAGAAGUGUAUGAUGUGGAACAGUAUUCGAAUUCGUCAUCAACAAAAGCACCGCGUCUUUCAACCGGAACUGGAGAGGGGAUCAAGCUUUUGAUACCAAAAGUUGAAAAAUAACAAGACAAACAUUUUUUGAAACAUUUUUUGCUUUAGCUUUAUUUAUAACUUCCCAUGAAGUUUUUAAUAAUUCUUCAAACUUGGUUAAUAACUUAUUAUGACGUUGUACUUUGAAAAGUACAGUUGACUCCUCUUUUGCAUUGAUGCAUUUUAAGACUUUUAUGUUUGGUUUUGUUUUUUAAUUUUAUUGAAUGUUCUUUUUUUCAUUUCGUAAGUAAUUUGACAUUGUAUUUUGAAAAUUAAAAUUGACUACUAUUUUAAUUUUCUUUUCAUAUGACUAUAUUUGUGUCCCUAAAUGUUUGUUAUCAAAUUUUAUGUCUUUCUUACAAUUAUCGAGUUUAUCAUUGUAUGCUACAAUUAUCGACUUUAUCAAUCAGCUCGGAAUCAAUUAA